AUGUUAUCCAGGACGGCGGUCCUCAAGGCACUGCUCACCGCUACUCCCAUUUUGAUUAUCUUGCACCAAGACAAUAUCCACUGCUACGGCAAGCCAGACUGCUUCCCCGCCAAGCGACACCCUUCUUUGUUCGAUGUCAAACACAACAAAGACUUCUGCCUCAAGCACGGCGCGACACUCAGAGAUCCGCCCCCUCGGCUCGCCAUGGUGACGGCGCAACUUGGGAUACCCGAAAAACACUACCAACGAGCACUUCGAACGCAUGCCCUGCACAACGCGGUACACGGAACCGGCAUACACAUCCUCUGCACCAAGAUCGUCGACGACCUGUGGAACAAGCCAGCCUUCAUUCUGGACUUGCUCCUCCGGGAGAUGGAGAAGCCAGAGAGCGACCGGUUGGAGUGGCUGUUCUGGGUUGACCGCGACACGAUCAUCCUCGACACGUGCCGGUCUCCUCUGAGCUUCCUCCCUCCCAGGGAAAAGGAGUUUAAUAACCAUACAGAGCAGCCCAAAGACGGCAAACCAGAAAUACACAUGCUCGCGACAAAGGACUGGAACGGGCUGAAUAACGGCGUCUUCCUCGUCCAGGUCAACCGGUGGUCCGUCGACCUCUUCUUCGCCAUUCUGGCGUUCCGAUAUUACCGCCCCGAUGUCGAGCUUACCUGGUCGGAGCAGAGUGCGAUGGGAUUUCUGUUGGAAGAGCCCCAGUUCCGAGAUAACGUCGCUUGGGUGCCCCAGUGGUGGCUCAACCCCUACCCCCCGGGAGACUUCCUCGUGCAUUUUGCUGGCGUCGGAGGCCUGGAACAGGCCCGGCAGGCCAUGAAGCCGUGGCUCGAUGUUGCGGAGACGGCGGUAGAUGGCUGGGCGGCUGAGCCGAGGGAGAGGGACCUGAAUAAAGAAAUCCGGGACUUUUGGGAAGGGCGGGAGAGCACGUGAGGGUUGGAUGAUUCGUUCUGCAGUUUGUGUAAUUCCUUUUCUCUUGGAGUAUGCCUUGGCUAGCUGGAAGUGUAAAGCAGGACUGCGGAGAUGGCUAUAUGGUUCCUGCUCCAGAAGAGUUGGAACCGGAAACCUCCAAACAAGCGGGAAGCGUGCUGGUCGCCACACAUAUGGAAAGAAGGCAACUGGCUUAAUGUUGCCUGCGUGCCAGCCACGACGAGUCUCCAUCUCUGGGUGGAAACAGCGCUGUUCUCUACGUCUCUCCUGGCUCGAAUCUGCAGCAAUUCGCAGCCCUUGGUGUGUCUUCCGUAUUUGUAGCGUGGGUGAUCUAGGUACGCCCUGCUCCAUGGUUGUGUCUAUGCAGCAUGCCAGUGCAGCACAGCACAGGCUGUUGGGUAAUGAUAGCCUUGAUUGACUGAGCUGAGGUUCUUUUUGACAUGAAAUGAUUGGGUCGGAGUCGAUCCACAUGCCAGGC
This is a messenger RNA of Chaetomium strumarium, 1411 nucleotides long. RefSeq names its product galactosyl transferase GMA12/MNN10 family protein. The record is from RefSeq and is a predicted model, not a curated record. Gene Ontology annotation, cellular component: Golgi membrane. Bases 1 to 936 code for a protein of 311 amino acids. The transcript is spliced from 3 exons. Lineage: Eukaryota; Fungi; Ascomycota; Sordariomycetes; Sordariales; Chaetomiaceae. Gene Ontology annotation, biological process: protein N-linked glycosylation. Gene Ontology annotation, molecular function: glycosyltransferase activity.